This is a messenger RNA of Sodiomyces alkalinus F11, 1231 nucleotides long. RefSeq lists its product as hypothetical. The record is from RefSeq and is a predicted model, not a curated record. Bases 289 to 1110 code for a protein of 273 amino acids. Lineage: Eukaryota; Fungi; Ascomycota; Sordariomycetes; Glomerellales; Plectosphaerellaceae. The transcript has 4 exons.
GUAAGACUUUAUUAUCGCCUCCGCCGUACGGAUACUAAUAACGAGUUGAUUACCCUACUUUUACCAACAAGCUAUUCUGGAACACCUCAAUCUUUAGGGCCUUGGGUAUUCCGUCCUGCCAUUGAGAGUCGUUGAAGGCAGACUCAACAACUUGUCGCACAUAUCGAAGUGACAUCACGAGGGGCAGCCCCGUCGCGACGACCGCAUUGCCCAUUUUAAACCGGGAACCCCCAUACCAUACCCCCAUACCCCCAUACGCCUUUAUAUUGCACCAUUCCACCAGCCAACAUGCCGAUUCGUAAUCCCUUUGCUCGUCGACAAGGUUUUGGAGCCGUCACGACUGACGAGAAUGCUUACCCUGGCGACGGCCAGGAUCCAUCGCAUCCUGGAUUCGAGAGACAGGAUACCGUCGGCUCCAAGAAUUCAUCGGCUCUGAGCAUUCGUAGCUCCAGGAGUCAGGAUGCCGGCGAGUAUAAGAUGAGCGUUGUCAACGACAGUGGCGUUUACCUACCGCCGUCUCCGACAGAAGAAAAAAGGCUGUGGCCCAAGACGUUUCUGCCGUCGGGGCGCACCUCGACCGACACCCGCCACAGCGGCGUGGGCGAGAUUGAGCCCUUUUCCAUCUCGCGCGAGUCGUUUGACUCAUACCGGCGAUCUUUUGACGUAUCAGCGCGCUCACCCGUGACAAACCACGACGUCCUUCCCCGGCAAUCUCUCGAUUCGGCUCGGUUCCCCCGGUUCCCGCGGACCACCUUCCACCGUAGCACGGUGGGAGAGCAGCCGACGGUGGAGGAAUCGGGGUUCGAAGAAGUAGGACUGCACGACGAACAGGGCAGCAAGCAGCAGCAGCAGCAGCAGCAGCACCCGUCGCCAAAUCCGCAGGCGCAAACGCAAACGCAACGCAGACGGGGCCUGUUCGCGCGCUUUGGCGACUCUGGCGGACACGGACAUGACAACCGCGAUCAGCCGCCGGCGACGCCAACCACCGGCAACCCCGUGUCGCGGUUUCUCAUGACGGGGCGCAAGCGGGCCCAGAGCGGACAAGGGUCGGAGCUGGGCACGAUGGAGCGGCCCCAUACAGCGGAAGCAGAUGGGCAAGAAGUGCGUUAAACGAGCAGAGGCUACAUAGAUUUGGGACUCGUGUGUAGAAUUCGUGAGUCGACGGCCGGGAAAGAACAGGAAGCACUGCGGAGAGGGACGCGCAUUGGUUAUGAAAUAAUGGGCUUGGGAC